AUGCCAUCUAAAUCAACACAUUUCGUUAGUUAUAAACAACGACAUUGUACGGAUAUAUUUUGUCUUAUUUUAUUCAUUAUUUUUAUUUUUAUUUAUGGAUUUAUAUCUUUAUUAACAAUAAGUCAAGGUAAUCCAAUAAGUUUAAUUCAACCAAGUGAUUCAUUAGGUAAUAUAUGUGGACAAGAUGAAUUCAAAUCUAAACCAUAUCAAAUUUAUUUUGAUAUAAGUAAAUGUUUAACUGAUGGUGGUCUUGGAUUUCUUUGUCCAACAACAAAAUUAUGUGUUAGUUCAUGUCCAAAACAUUAUUCACAUUAUCAAUCAUUACAAACAAUUGAAAAUGCUGGUUAUUUACCAAAAAAUUAUACACGUCGACAACUGAUAUGUAUGUAUGGUUUUAAUCCAAUAACUGAUAGUCGAACAAUAAUUGAAUUAGUUAAUAAUGGUCUUUGUGCACCCUAUACAAUAGAAUCAGAACCAUUUCUUGGUCGAUGUUUACCAGCAAUGUUUAUAAACUUAUUUGAUUAUGAAAAUCAUCAAACAUCACAAGCAAAUGUAUCCAUUACAGAUAUCAAUACUCAUAUGUUCGGUAUUGAUAGUAUAUCUGAUGUUGGUCGAGUAAUAUUGGCUGAUCUUGAUCAAAUUAAAGAAAGUUUAGCCUUAUUUAUCCUGGUAGCUUGUGUACUUACUUUGCUCUAUAUGUUUGCUGUAAAACAAUUAACUCGUUUAAUUGUGACUCUAACAAUUAUUUUAUUUCUUGUAAUAUUAUUUAUUUGCAGUUCAUUUUGCUGGUAUACAAUUUAUACUGGACAAGAUCUUGUUUAUGAAUAUAGUACAGUUGCAAGAAUUGUUAAUGAUUUUAUUAAAUUACGAACAAUUUAUAUGAUAUUUGGUUGUAUAACAACAUUUAUAUUCCUUCUUAGUUUAUUCGUUAUAUGUACUUUAUUUGAUCGUGUACGAUUGAGUAUAAUAUUAAUAGAUCAAGGAACAAAUGCUGUUUUUUCUGUUUUAAGUACAAUUAUUUGGUCACCAUUAAUAAUUAUAAUAUAUUUUCUUUUAAUAUUACUUAUUAUUUAUAUUGAAAUGUGUUUAUCAACAGUUGGUAAACCAAUAUUUCGUUUAAUUGACAAUAAUCAAACAAUACCUUGUUUACCAAAUAUAAAUUCAACAGAAUGUCUAUUUCAACAAGAAUAUGGUUAUGAUUCAUUAAUAUUAAAUGAUACAGAUCCUAUAACACGUAGUAUUAUUGAAUUUCUUGUUGAUAAUAAACAAUAUCUUAAAUGGUUUAAUUUAUUUGCUUUUUUAUGGUUUAGUGCAUUUUUAUUUGCAUUUGAAGAAAUUGUUUUAGCUGGAGUUUUUUCAAAUUAUUAUUGGUCAAAAGAACGUUUAACAACAUUAUAUCCACUUAUUUAUUCAAUAUGUAUUAUUAUACGAUAUCAUUUAGGUUCAAUUGCAUUUGGUUCAUUACUUAUUUCAACAUUAAGAUUUAUACGUAUAAUACUUGAUUAUAUAAGUCAAAAAUGUUCAAAUAUUCAACGGAAUAUUGUUAUUGAAUUUAUUGCAAAAUGUUUUUCAUGUUUUUUAUGGUUAUUUGAAAAAUUUCUUAAAUUUCUUAAUAAGAAUUCUUAUGUAUUAAUUGCAUCACAUGGUUAUUCAUUUUGUAAAGCAACACGUAAAGCAUUUAUUUAUAUAAUUAGUAAUUGUCUUCGAUUUGCAAUUCUUAUUCAUUUAACUGAAUGGAUUCUAUUUUGUGGUAUAAUUAGUAUAUGUACUUGUAAUGCAUAUUUAUUUUAUCAAUAUCUUCAAUGGACAGAUGAAUAUGAUCAACUUAUUCUUCGUUGGAUACCAAUUGUUGUUAUUCUAUUAAUUACUUAUCUUAUCACAAGUCUUUUCUUUAGUGUUUAUGAUAUGGCAAUAAAAACAUUAUUUGUAUGUUUUCUUCAAGAUUUAGAUGAAAAUGAUGGUUCUAUUCAACAUCCAUAUGUAAUGAAUAAUGAACUUUUAAUAGACGUGCAAUUAGUUGUUGCUGAUUUGCCAGGAAGAGCGAAAAUUAGUUGUUUAAAUGGACAUUCUGGUUUCUAUGCCUGUGGAAAUUGUUUGUUGGAAGGAAUUCGAUGUUUACAUCAUCAACAUACACUGUAUACUUGGCUCCAUUAUUCUCGAAUAGAACCUGAUCUUCGUACUCAAUAUCAUAUUGAUGCUUGUGCUUUACAAGCAGAGCUUUCAGGCAAAAAGUAUUAUGGUGUUCAUAGAUCAUCACCUUUAUCUCGAGUUUUAUCAAUACCAGAUCAGUGCGUUUAUGACUACUUUCAUCUCAUAUUUGAAGGUCAUACAAUAAUGUUGCUCAAAGAGUGGAAACUGUUACUGAAACAAAUCAAUAUCGCUUACAUCGAUGAUUUACUUAAUAAUGUUGAUUAUCCACAUGAUUUUCAUCGAAAGCCAAAAAAUUUCAACUCAUUUCAACAAUGGAAGGGAAGUGAUUUACGAACUUUUUUCCUUUAUCUUGCACUUCCAUUAAUUAUUCGACUGCAACCAGCAUUGUCAAACAAGCUUAUUUAUCAUUUUUCAUUAAUUCUAGUUUAUGUUCGAACACUCCGUUAUUUCCAGAAUCAUCGUCAAAUUAACCACAUGAAAAUGUUUAUAAAUGAAUAUUUGAAAAUGUUUAGUUCUAUAUACGGUCGUUGCCGUGAACUACUAUCGACGCAUAUUUUAGUUCAUCUUCCACAACAAUGUAUUAGACACGGAGCAUUGAGUUUUCAUAGUAUGUUUCCAUUCGAAAGCCAACUACAUUAUCUAAGAAAAUUGGCUCAUGGUACCAAUUCACUUGCACAACAAGUCGCUUUUUGGUACACGGUUGAUAAACGAUUGAAUAUGACAAAUAAGUACACUAUUGAUUUGCUGACUUUGCAACAGUUACGGCAUGAUCCUUUUUUUGAUGAAGAUGUUCGUAUUCGUUAUCAAGGUAAAUUUCGACAUGCAUUUUACUUGUUUUUUGACCAAACUAUAGACUCUUCAUUGGAAUAUGCUUCACGUCUUCAAUUUGGUAUCCAACUUUAUCAUUCAUUAUCUUACAGUCGUAAGAAAAAUACUGCUAGUUAUAGGAUUUGUGUUCCUAAUAGACGCUACAAUCAAGAUAUUAGUUCAACAUUUUCUCAACGUACAUCAACACACCAAGAAAAUAAUUACCGUCGAUCUCGACCAGCAACUCGUUAUCCUGAUAGUCCAAUCUUAUCACCAUCCGUCAAACGAAAACAUGGUGAAGUAUCUGUAGGCGAGACACUCAUUCUUGAAAAACUCGAUCAAAUUACUGAAAAACUUAUGAUACUCGAUGAAAAUAAUGUAGGAAAAAUGAAAAAAAUAAUGAAAACUCAAGAUAAAACACAAAAAAUUGUUUAUCGACUUGCCUAUGGACACAAAUAUACUGCUGUUACAAUUCCUCCAUCAUCUGAACAAUCAGAACCUGUGGUAAGUGUAAAAGUACUUAUUCGUCCUUUUAAUAAACUUUCAGAUGUAUUACAGAGAUUCAAUGGUAUAAAUCUUUCUGAAGGUGCUGAUCUCGAAAAACGUCCGACAGGCUUUUUAUGUAAAUUGAUUCGUCGUUUAUACACAGCCGAUGAAAUAGAAAAAGGAAUAGUACAAGACGAACGAAUAACUGCUAUUAAAGAAAGUAUAAGAAAAUCUUAUUAUUCAGAUGAUCAGAGUAAUGCAAAUGAAAAUGCUAAUGAUAAUAAUCAAGCAGCAAAUAACAAUGUACAUAAUUAA
Molecule: messenger RNA, 3759 nt
Organism: Rotaria sp. Silwood2
Lineage: Eukaryota; Metazoa; Rotifera; Eurotatoria; Philodinida; Philodinidae
Source: the annotation of a GenBank genome assembly